AUGUCCAAGCAGCCGACGAACCCGUUGAUGCGCAGCAAGAAGUACGACUCGCCGUUGCGACGAGAUCGGCCGUCUCUGCGCCCGCAGAUGCGUAAGGGCCCCAUCAACAUUCCUGCGCGACCAGGCCACAAGUUCAUUCAAAGCACGCCUGGUGUCAAGAAGGAGGAAAACGAGCCCAAAUACAAGGAGUACUCGCUGGUGGCUGCGUCCAAGGACGAGCUCAAGGACCUGCGAUACCACAUUAUGCGACUGCACAGUAUCAAGAACGUAGACCCCGGCGCCGACUUCACUCCCCCCAUCAAGUUGCACAGAAAAGACCCUCGAAACCUGCAGUUCCAGGCAACACAGGAGGAGCAGGCGGCCGAGUCCAACGCCGACAGUGGCGCUGAGGAGGGGACGGAGCCUGUCAAGCGAGAGCAGGCCGAUCUGUCGAAAAUCGCGCCGGAUGGAGGAGCCCGACACGCCAAGAAAAACCAGUUCAACAAGAAGGCCAAGCAGGUGAUCCACAGAGACGAAGAUGCCAAAAAACUGCGGUAUGAGGAGUACUACCCCUGGGUAAUGGAGGACUACAGUGGCAAGAACACGUGGGUGGGCAACUAUGAGGCAGCCCAGAGCGACUCGUACUGCGUCUUUGUGUUCCACGGUAACGGCUUCAAAAUGGUGCCUGUCGAGAAGUUUUACAAGUUCACGCCGCGAAACCAGUAUGCCACGUUGACGCUUGAGGAGGCCGAGAAGCGGAUGGCAGACAGUGUCAAGGCCGGCACCCCUCGAUGGCUCAUGAAACACAUGUCGCCCGAGAUGCAGCAAUCGCGAAUGCGAGAUCAGCGCCCACGCAAGUUCCAGACUGUCGACAGUGGGGGGCCUGUGGAUGACGACGAUGGGCUGUCUCGUCGACGAGAGCGAGAUGAUGAGGAUCUCGAUUUCGACCACGUCUUUGACGACGACGAAGAGGCGCCGAUCAUGGACGGAGACGAGGAGGACCAGAAGGAAGUGGAGCGAAAGAUGAAGAACGAGCACCGAUCGGCAGCCGUUCUGAAGGACGAUAACCACGACGACAUGGGCGACCUGUUUGGAGAAGAGGAGGAGGAGAAGAUGGACAAGGAAGGUCGUAAGUUGAAAAAGUAUCUGCGGUCACUGGAGAAGAAUGCUCAUUACGAUUCGGAUGACGAUGAGAACCCCUACGCUUCUUCUUCCGAAGACGACGACGACGAAGAAGAUGGUAUCAAGAAGGAAGACCCCGUCAAGAAGGAGGAGGAUCUGGCCAUCAAGGAGGAACCCAUGCCGUUGUUUGUCAAGAAAAACAUUACUGGCCUGCCCCGCGGCAUGGCUGUCAUCCAGCUGCCUCCUCAUGUUCUCGCCAAGUUCACCCGAGGAGUGUGGAACCCCAAUGCCAAGCGUCCUCGAGAGGCUGGCGGAGAGUCUGGAGAUGCUAAGCGGCCCCGAACCGCGGAUGCUGAUCUACCUCCUCCCUUUGGACCCAACGACACGGUUCUGUCCGACGACAUCAUUCUCAACACGCUGCGAAGCCGACCCCCCAUGGCCGUGCAGGAUCUGCUGCGAAUUCUCAUGCCCAUUAUGCGCAAGGAUGCCGACAACAAGGCUCGUCUGACGGCUUGUCUCAAGAAACACGCAAAGGUCCAGAACGGAGUGCUGGUGCUGAGAGAGUAA
This is a messenger RNA of Yarrowia lipolytica CLIB122, 1668 nucleotides long. RefSeq lists its product as uncharacterized. Gene Ontology annotation, cellular component: nucleus; transcription factor TFIIF complex. Lineage: Eukaryota; Fungi; Ascomycota; Dipodascomycetes; Dipodascales. Gene Ontology annotation, molecular function: DNA binding; RNA polymerase II general transcription initiation factor activity; TFIIF-class transcription factor complex binding. The record is from RefSeq and is a predicted model, not a curated record. Gene Ontology annotation, biological process: transcription initiation at RNA polymerase II promoter; positive regulation of transcription elongation by RNA polymerase II.